GAACUGUUAUCCAUACUGAGCGAUGAAGAAGAAGUUUCGAGAGUGAGGGGGCAAAAACCAAAAACCAAAAACCAUAGACAGUAAAUAUAAUAAAAAACGCAAAACGACAUGGCGAGAAAAUAACAAAACUCCCAACGACUGAAACUUACUUAACUUGAGAUGUUUAUAACAGCAGUUCUGUGAAGCACUCAUCAAGUAAAGAGCGGUAACGGUUAAUCGCGUAGCAAACUGUUAGCCAGAUACAGCGUAGCUAAGUUAGUUAGCUGACAUUAGCCAACCUGUCAGCCGUGUGUGAAGCCGCAGCAUGUCGGUGCACUUCGAGGAGAGGAGCGGCGUCGUCCCCUGCAAGACGCCCUGGGGCUCCUGGUACCAGACCAUGGAGGAGGUUUUUAUCGAAGUCAAUGUGCCUCAUGGGACGUCUGGUAAAGAGGUCAAGUGUCAUUUGGGAUCCAGAGACAUUGAGCUGCUUGUCAAAGGGAAGGACAUUUUCAAGGGAAAGUUGUUUGACACAACCGUGUCUGACGAGGCGACAUGGACACUAGAGGACAAGUGUCUUAUCCGGAUCAUUCUGAUGAAGACUAACCGAGAGGCAGGGAACUGCUGGUCCUCCCUGCUGGAGGGGGAGUACUGUGCGAAUGCCUGGGUCCAGGACCAGAUGCAGAGGAAGCUCACACUGGAGAGGUUCCAGCGGGAGAAUCCUGGAUUUGACUUCAGCGGUGCAGAGAUCACUGGGAAUUUUGCUGGUGGUGGUCCGGACUUUUCCAGUUUACAGAAGUGAGCAACGUCACGAUGUCCCCUCUGCCUAAUGAACACUACUGAGGACAUCCAUGGUAUGCAGACGGACUGAGCCCCUAUGAUGAGAAGUCAAAGAUUUGCCUUCAGAACUCAAAUACUGUACGUUUUAAUACAGGAAGACUUAACUGUGCGACAAAGACCCUUUUCACAGCAGCCCUUUCAUCUGGGUUGUUUAGGCCUGAUUUGCCAAGUUGCAAAGCUCAUACAGGCAGAACAACAGUUGUUGGAAACUGUUCUAUUUGGUUGUAAGAAGCAUGUGUGCUAAGUUUAAAUAAUGAGAAGAAUGCACAAGCAAUAACUUUUCAAUAAAGUUUUAUUGAAAGGUACAAGUACA
Perca flavescens (yellow perch) is the source of this 1129-nucleotide messenger RNA. It is a transcript of the gene nudcd2, whose product is annotated as NudC domain containing 2. Gene Ontology annotation, cellular component: cytoplasm. The coding region runs from base 305 to 778 and encodes 157 amino acids. Gene Ontology annotation, biological process: protein folding. The record is from RefSeq and is a predicted model, not a curated record. The transcript has 4 exons. NCBI's taxonomy places the organism in Eukaryota, Metazoa, Chordata, Actinopteri, Perciformes, Percidae.